AUGACUUCUUGCAGCAAUACCUGUGGGCCCAGGCAAGCGCAGGCUGACACCGAGGGUGGGUACCAGCAGCAGCGCUACGGAGUUCGGUCCUACCUGCAUCAGUUUUAUGAGGACUGCACGGCUUCUAUCUGGGAGUAUGAGGAUGAUUUCCAGAUCCAGAGAUCGCCUAACAGGUGGAGCUCAGUAUUCUGGAAGGUCGGACUCAUCUCAGGCACGGUCUUUGUGAUUCUCGGACUAACUGUCCUGGCAGUGGGCUUUCUUGUGCCCCCUAAAAUCGAAGCUUUUGGUGAAGCUGAUUUCAUGGUGGUGGACAUACAUGCCGUGAAGUACAAUGGCGCCCUGGACACAUGCAAGCUAGCGGGGGCUGUGCUCUUCUGCAUCGGGGGCACAUCCAUGGCAGGUUGCCUGCUGAUGUCUGUGUUUGCCAAGAGCUAUUCCAAAGAAGAAAAGUUCCUUCAGCAGAAGUUUAAAGAGCGAAUCGCAGACAUUAAAGCCCACACCCAGCCCGUCACUAAAGCUCCAGGCCCAGGGGACACCAAGAUCCCUGUCACUUUGUCCAGAGUUCAGAACGUGCAGCCUCUAUCAGCCACUUGA
Messenger RNA from Apodemus sylvaticus (European woodmouse), 594 nucleotides. It is a transcript of the gene Nrsn1, whose product is annotated as neurensin 1. Lineage: Eukaryota; Metazoa; Chordata; Mammalia; Rodentia; Muridae. The coding region runs from base 1 to 594 and encodes 197 amino acids. Gene Ontology annotation, cellular component: transport vesicle; neuron projection; neuronal cell body. Gene Ontology annotation, biological process: nervous system development. The transcript is spliced from 2 exons. The record is from RefSeq and is a predicted model, not a curated record.